AACAAAAACAAUUUUAAGGAAAUAUGGAAUAUGGAUAAUAAAAGAAGAAUUCAACUUACCUUUUUCUCCUCUAACUUGGUCCAUCUUUCUGUCCCUAUCAUGCAGCAGUUCAAAAACAACAGUAUUAAGGAGUGUGUCUGAAUGAGGAGAUGUCUGUUUAAAAACCAACGAUUCAUGGAUUCAUGGACAACAGUGUUUUUAUUUUUGACCAUGCUGCUGUUUCCCAGGUAGGAUAAUAUUUGACCACUGCAAUGUACCUGGAAGAAUACCAGACAGAGAAGUAGAUAAGGAGCUGUUGAGUUUGGAAAUUCAUUUGAAGCUCCACAAACCUGCUACAUCUGCUGCUGCUGUGUAUUGACUCAGUAGGAAGUAUGAAGUACUUUAUUUUCUUGGCCCUCUUUGCUGCAACAUAUACAGCUCCUGUCCAGGAUGACAAGAUUGUUGGAGGCUAUGAGUGCAGGAAGAACUCUGUGCCUUAUCAAGUGUAUCUGAGGAGAUCCGUGGGCUUCGGCUAUUGUGCAGGUGCCUUGAUCUCCAGGACCUGGGUUGUGGUUCCUGCUCACUGCCCCGACAACAAUAUGAAGGUGCACCUUGGUGAGCACGACCAUAGUGUCGAUGAGGGCACAGAGCAAAUCAUCGACGCUGAGAAGUUCAUCAAACACCCCGAUUUCAUCCGCGACAGCCAGAACGACCUGAACGACAACGACAUCAUGUUGAUCAAGCUCAGCAAACCUGCCACCCUCAACAACUACGUCCGCACCGUGUCCCUGCCCACCAGCUGUGCUGUCGCUGGCACCAAAUGUCUCAUCUCUGGAUGGGGCAAAAGUCAGCAAAACACAGAAAACAUAUCUGGAAAACACUUUGGUCAAGGAUGGAGUGAUAGUAAUAUUUACAUGUUUUCUUCUUCAUUUAAAGACAACUACUCUGAUCCUCUGAUGUGCCUGGAUGUCCCCAUCCUGAGUGACACAAGCUGCAACUCCUCCUUCCCCGGACUGAUCAGCUCCAACAUGUUCUGUGCAGAAUCCAUCGAGGAAGACCCAAACUUCUGCAUGAGGGACUUUGAUACCCCACUGGUGUGCAAUGGUCAGCUCCAGGGUUUGUGGUCCUGGGGUCAAGACUGUGUCUGGGGGAACACACCUGGAGUUUACACCAAGGUCUGCAAAUUCACCUCCUGGAUCCGGGAAAUCAUGAUUUCCGAAUGAAAGGAAAUGAAUCACUUCAACAUUAAUCUCAAGAAAUUAUGAAAGCACUUUGAAAUGAAUAAAUGACCAACCUGA
Acanthochromis polyacanthus (spiny chromis) is the source of this 1277-nucleotide messenger RNA. Its product is annotated as trypsin-3-like. The record is from RefSeq and is a predicted model, not a curated record. Gene Ontology annotation, biological process: proteolysis. The transcript has 4 exons. Bases 372 to 1202 code for a protein of 276 amino acids. NCBI's taxonomy places the organism in Eukaryota, Metazoa, Chordata, Actinopteri, Pomacentridae. Gene Ontology annotation, molecular function: serine-type endopeptidase activity.